This is a messenger RNA of Phlebotomus argentipes, 1809 nucleotides long. Its product is annotated as leucine-rich repeat-containing protein 15-like. Bases 1 to 1761 code for a protein of 586 amino acids. The transcript has 2 exons. Gene Ontology annotation, molecular function: protein binding. NCBI's taxonomy places the organism in Eukaryota, Metazoa, Arthropoda, Insecta, Diptera, Psychodidae. The record is from RefSeq and is a predicted model, not a curated record.
AUGAGUGAUUUACCACGCCCGAUGUUUGACGACAUGGAGCAAAUCUUGGAUUUGACUGUGAUGAACACAACUCUGGAAUUUGUGGAUGCGUUUAAAUCCGAAAAACUCUUCAGACUGAAUUUUACCAGAAAUCAAAUCACGUCCAUUUCUCAUGAUGCAUUUCUGAAUUGCCCAAGAUUGGAGACAAUUGACUUGAGCAGAAAUCGCUUGACUUCUCUUCCGGCGAAACUCUUAGAAGGUCUUCGGGAACUUAAUCACAUUAAUUUGUCAAAUAACAAGCUCAAGAACAUCUCGCAAGACUUCCUAUUGGACAACACACACUUAAAGACUGUUCAGCUGCAAUCGAAUUCUCUGGAGGAACUCUCGAUGGAUCUCUUCGGCAACUGCACAGAUUUGCACUUCUUGGACGUGAGCAAUAAUUAUCUGCACAAAUUCACACCUUCGCAGCACUUCUUGAGCAUGAACACUGCCGAAGAGCCUUCGAUCCUGGACUUGAGCAACAAUCUUCUGGCGUCGGUGGACUUGAGGAACACCAGAAUCACCAAUGUCAUUGUGAACAGCAACUACUUGAGGCAAUUAUCAAUUGGACACGGUUGCCGAGAGCUUUUCGCCAAGAACAAUGCACUCACGGAUAUUUCUCUGGACAGCUCCACAUCAACUCUGGAAAUGUUGCAAAUGAACUACAACAAGUUGGCCAAUAAUCUCAAGAGCAUCUGCGAAUGCGAGAAUCUGAGAUCGAUUUUCUUAGCGCACAAUAACAUCACACAGAUUGGCUUUUGCUUUGGCAAGAUGCGUUUUCUCAAGGAGAUCAAUUUGAGUGGAAAUCACAUUUCUCACCUCGAUUAUGGAUACUUCUUCGCGGAUUUUCUCGAGACACUCGAUCUCUCGUAUAACGUCUUUGAGGAGAUUGAUGACAACAUCUUGUCGCUCUUCCAAAAUCUGCGGUAUCUCUAUCUCGAUGGGAAUCGCCUCAGCGAUUUUCCCACAGAUUUGGACACAAUCAUGCCUCAUUUGGUCCUCGUUGGACUGUCGCACAACAGAUUCGAGUGCAAGAAGUUGCUGACAAUCUAUCGGCGCUUGAAGGCGACCAACAGAAUAGGAUUCAACGCGGAUGAACCGACGCCAGUGAAUGUGACGAAUAUCCGUGGGAUGAUUUGCUACAAGAAGAACGACAGUGAGAUUGUUGAGCAAAGCACGGUGCAUCCUUUGAAUCAUCUCAACGUGUCCAACAACGCCUUUUGGACGGAACUGCAGAAGCUCAAAUUGAAGCUUGAGACCAUCAACGAUUCUUCUCUGCUUGUAAAUAUCACCACGUCAACUCCGCUUAUCGCAAACUUCUCUACACAGAGAGAAAUCUUGGGCUUCACCAGCGAAACACCCGAGACAACGCAGAGUCAGGAAACUCCCGCGACGCCGGAAGCUGAGAAGAACGCAGGCGACAUCAGUCACUACCUUCCCUUGCGGACAGACGAGCUAGAGAACAACACCUCGACCAUGUUCGAUAACAUCUUCCAGGCUCUGCGGAGGAUCGAGGGCAGAGUGAAGGAGUUGGGACUCCUUCUGAGGCCUGGCAAUGCAACAAUCGCUCAACCAAUUGAUAGAGCGAAUGUGCGCACUUUUGCCGCGAUAUCAGUGAUCCUGGCUGUGGUCGUGCUGGCGCUCGGCGGCGGACUUUUGUGGUACAAUUAUCACUCUUACUUCUUCUACAAGAAGCUCAGAGAGAACAAUGCAGAAGCGCUGAGAACAUUUCAGACGCUUUAAUUCGCAUCUCUAAUAAGUAAUGAUAACACAGAGGAAUAAAUUGAAUAU